GCCGAUUCGGCAACACGUUCAGGUUCACGCAGGAAGCAUCCGAAACCCAGUACUCGUGGUGAUGCGGCCCAGUCGAAGGAGCCGCCUGACAUCCCGUCAUGCGCUGGCGAUGAUCCGGUCCAAAAUAGCGAUGCUUCGAGGCCCCUGAAUGAUACACUCGCGCAAGGCAUGGAGAGCAACCGCGCGCAGGCGGCUGCCCCGCGGCCCGCGCGCCGGCGGAGCGAGGGUUACCAGCUGCCCGCGACGGAGCCGCAGCUCGAGCGCGCGGUGAAAAUUAUGGCCAAGGUGCACACGAAGCUGCUCGAGAAGUACUCGCGCUCGAUCGAGAUGCGCAAGCGCGCUGACGACCAGCGCAAGCAGGCGGUCAUGCUCCAGGAGUCGAUCCGCCAAGAGGCCGCGAUGCGCAGGCGCAUGGAAGACUACAUCGCGUACUGGCAGCCCAAGGUCGGCUACUGGACGGAUAAGGAGUUGUGGGAUCGCCCGGUGAAGAUGAAGAAGGCUACGGAUGGGAAUUGGUACGAGUUAGAUCAAGACGGGAUUGAGGAACUUGAAGAGGGGCGUAGGAUGAAUGGGGGAAUAGACUGGAUCGACUAUCAGAUGAAUCAGAUCAGAAACCACACUUUUGCGAUGGACGCGCCCGAGACUUACAUACCAGCUGCAAACACGACAAACCAGCCGUCACAACAAUCAAAGCACGCUGGUGAUGAGACCAUGCAGAAGAAGGACGAGCACUCAGCUCGGCCCAGGGAUGUCCCUAACGACGACAACGGGAUGGCAGAGAAUAAACAACAAACGCAACAGGAGCAGCUUAGGUCAUCGAAGACGAGCGGACAGCCGCAGAACGACGAGGCUGUACGAGUCUUUUUUGGAGAAGCUGCAACAUCGCGGCCUCAAAAGAGUGGGUCGUUGAAGUAUCCAAACCGGCCGAUGCGCCCAUUGCCAAAGAGCGAACGGCCUCUAACAGUCCCUGAACCAAGUCAGCCGUCGAUGAGCCGUGCUUGGCCGUCACUAGUUAGCACUCCGGUUGAGGUGGAGAAGCGCGAGUCCAAGAAGGCCACUCUGGCAACUCCACAUAAGGAGAAACCAAUCAGUGUCUCUGACACGGAUCGCGUGAAGGCUACGGGUGUUCAGCGGACGAGUUCUAAGCGAGUCCCUCAGGAAGAGCGAAGUUCAAGUGCACGAAAGAGCGGCGAAGCUGGUCCAUCUCGUCCCGAUCGCAGCUGGCCCCUCUAUAAACAGAGGCCAACGAGGUCGGUUUUCGCUUCAGGUGUUUAUCGGUCAUAUGUAGUUGUGUACUAACAUCCCUUCUUCACGAGCAGCUGGCUUGACGACGCGCCCGUCCGCAAAAUGGUCGCUCUAACGAUGUCAGCUCUUGAUAGUCGCAGGACCUCGGAGAAGAGCAAACGCAAACGUCGCCAAUCGGUUCGCUUUGACAAGCAGGCUGACAGCAAUGAAGUGUCCGACCGCCGACUGGCAAAGGGCAGACCAGAGUCUUUAUCUCGGUAUACCUAUCAUUU
Messenger RNA from Laetiporus sulphureus 93-53, 1517 nucleotides. RefSeq lists its product as uncharacterized. Lineage: Eukaryota; Fungi; Basidiomycota; Agaricomycetes; Polyporales; Laetiporaceae. The transcript is spliced from 5 exons. Bases 169 to 1299 code for a protein of 376 amino acids. The record is from RefSeq and is a predicted model, not a curated record.